Trametes versicolor FP-101664 SS1 is the source of this 632-nucleotide messenger RNA. RefSeq lists its product as uncharacterized. The coding region runs from base 150 to 527 and encodes 125 amino acids. Lineage: Eukaryota; Fungi; Basidiomycota; Agaricomycetes; Polyporales; Polyporaceae. The transcript is spliced from 2 exons. The record is from RefSeq and is a predicted model, not a curated record.
AUGCGCGAAUUAUCACAAAUCGCGAUCAGAUACAGGCUCGUGUGCGGCAUGCCCUCCGAGUCUCUGCUCGCGUACCCAUUCCGGCGUGGCGCCACGCCGUCCGAUUCCAUGGCCUAUGUCCGGACGCUCCCUGCAUUCCUCCUUGUUCCAUGUCUCCUGCGGCGGCCCGACCACAUCGCUGCGGGCGGCCUGCACCAAGUUUCCGUUCAGCCCGGGACGCCUCCGGACUACCGCGCGUCUGUCUUCGCUUUGGAUGCCGACUUCAUCUCCGGUGCACUGCACCUCUCCUCGGACCCGCCGGACAAAUUUGUAUGACCUCCGACGCGCCCCAGCCGCCGACGCCCGUAUGGUGUAUGUCGGUCCUAUCGAACGGAGCUAGUGGCGCGCCUGCGAGGUGGACGAUGACCUUCUGGGGCCCUCGCCUGCGCCGCCAUCAGCGCUGUUCUCGUAUGUGGAUGUUCAGUCUCCACGGCCGACACAAAGCUAUCGCGUUCCUCGUAUGGCAACUCAGGACCAGACGGCAUUGACGGGGGUUCCGAGGUGGCCGGCGACUUGGCGCGGCGCGUCAACCAUAUGACCAUCAUAUGUAGUCCGCGCAAGAGGCCUCCUUGACAUCAAUAGACCUUGCUUUU